CCUUACCCACGCCAGCUAUUUUUGGACUAGGUUGCAAUUCAUCAGCUAUAAAUAAUGCAAUCAAAAUACUCAAGCAUCAACCACUUCCGAAUUGCCAUUUUUCCCAUUGACUGUCUUCAAAACCACUAGCUAGCACCAAUAUGGCCGAAGAGAAGCACCAUCAUCUGUUCCACCACAAGAACAAGGAGGAGGAUGAGGGUCCUGUCGAUUAUGAAAAGGAAGUCAAGCACCAUAGUCAUCUCGAGAAAGUUGGUGAACUUGGUGCUGCUGCUGCUGGUGCUUUUGCCAUGCAUGAGAAGCACAAGGAAAAGAAAGAUCCAGAGCAUGCACACAAACACAAGAUAGAAGAAGAGAUAGCAGCAGCUGCUGCAGUUGGGGCAGGUGAUUUUGCAUUCCAUGAACACCAUGAUAAGAAGGAUGCCAAGAAAGAGCAAAAGGAAGCUGAAGGAGGGAAACACCACCACCUUUUCUAAAUUUAACUGCUUUUGAAAUCCUAUUUCAUUAUAUUUCUUUGUGUUUUUAAUUCUCUGUAUUACUAUGUUGGUGCUGUAAUGUCUUAUACUUGAACUGCCUAAAAUAAACAAAAAUGGAGUAUGUACGUGUUUUAUAUCGAGUGUUCUAUGUAAUAUCGACUGAUUGGUAUUUCUAUAUAUGUUGAUCGCCUUUUGAUUUGGUGCAA
This is a messenger RNA of Nicotiana attenuata, 679 nucleotides long. Its product is annotated as abscisic stress-ripening protein 2-like. The transcript has 2 exons. The coding region runs from base 141 to 473 and encodes 110 amino acids. Lineage: Eukaryota; Viridiplantae; Streptophyta; Magnoliopsida; Solanales; Solanaceae. The record is from RefSeq and is a predicted model, not a curated record.